AUGGCUCAUCCUAGAGUAUUGAUUCCAAUGGCGGAUUACGGCCAUGAUCCAACAGAGGUCGCAGUCCCAUAUACCGCAUUUAAGGAAGCGGGUUUUGAGGUCCAAUUCGCGACUGAGGAAGGCAAGACGCCGGAGUGUGACAGGAAGAUGCUCAAAGGCAUCACUCAGAAGUUACUUGGCGCGACUAGAUCCGCAGUCGAAGCCUAUAAUGAGAUGUCAGCAACCCCCGAAUUCAAAAACCCUCUCUCCUGGUCAUCCCCCGACUUCAAUCUCAACUCUUACAACCUUGUCUUCCUGCCUGGAGGGCAUGAGAAAGGAGUGAGACAACUUAUCGACUCGCCCAUAAUGCACAAGCACCUCGCAACAUAUUUUCCCGCCACGGUAAAACCCAGCUCGAAGGCAGUGGCUGCGGUGUGCCAUGGGGUGAUGGUGCUUUCCGAAACAGAGGGAGAAGAUGGGAAGAGCGUCAUACAUCAAUGCACAACAACAGCUUUACCAGCUAGGUUUGAACAGAUCGCAUUUUGGGGUACCAGAGCAAUACUCGGGGAUUAUUAUAAGACGUAUGGAGCGGGUAGUGAGAAUGUUGAGCAGUCGGUGCGGAAACGGUUGGAUGACCCAAAAAAGCAGUAUAAGAAUAGCCUCAGAUUGAGACCAUUCGUGGUUCAGGACCAGAAAUACAAUUAUAUCAGCGCGAGAUUUCCAGGAGAUGCUCAAGCACUAGCAGAGAAAGUUGUUGCUUUAGUUCAAGCACAAGGUGGAGCUGAUCAAGUGUUCCUUGAAAGUAUACUUCGAGAUACGCUGCGGGGACAAUAA
This is a messenger RNA of Amorphotheca resinae ATCC 22711, 813 nucleotides long. RefSeq lists its product as hypothetical. Lineage: Eukaryota; Fungi; Ascomycota; Leotiomycetes; Helotiales; Amorphothecaceae. The coding region runs from base 1 to 813 and encodes 270 amino acids. The transcript is spliced from 5 exons. The record is from RefSeq and is a predicted model, not a curated record.